Oncorhynchus keta (chum salmon) is the source of this 150-nucleotide messenger RNA. Its product is annotated as serine/arginine repetitive matrix protein 1-like. Lineage: Eukaryota; Metazoa; Chordata; Actinopteri; Salmoniformes; Salmonidae. The annotation marks the transcript as partial. The record is from RefSeq and is a predicted model, not a curated record. The transcript is spliced from 3 exons.
CGCCGUCGUCGUCGUCGCCGUCCGUCGUCGUCGCCGUCGUCGUCGUCGCGUCGUCGCGCGUCGUCGCCGCGUCGCCGUCGGCGCCGCGCGCCGUCGCCGUCGCCGCGUCGUCGCCGUCGCCGUCCGUCGCCGUCGCCGUCGUCGCGCCGU